This is a messenger RNA of Ciona intestinalis (vase tunicate), 4291 nucleotides long. Lineage: Eukaryota; Metazoa; Chordata; Ascidiacea; Phlebobranchia; Cionidae. The record is from RefSeq and is a predicted model, not a curated record.
GGCUGUUUCCUAAUUGUAUUAGGCGGUAAACUAUAGGAUGUUUCCGAAGAAAAUUUAAAGCACGUCCAGCAUUGUUUCUGGGUUGGCAACGCCUCAUGCUUAUUGACAAAUCACAGACUACAACAAACCAACCGCCCAAUUAAGCUAUUACUACUGAUCUUGUUCAUUCAACACAAUUCAAUCAUCGAACCCAAGAAUAACCUUCAAAAUCAGUAUUGGGAAAUUCGACUUAAAGACCAAAUAAGAUGUUAUGGAUGUCACACCAAAACGAUCGUUUAUACCUGAAACCAAAAGGAGGGGGCACGGUGGGUCAGAAUCAACACAAGUGCAAUAUCAACCCUGGAUUUAAUGUUACUUACAAAUUCAACUUCUGGGUGAUGGUGCCGUUCCUGGAACCUUACAAGUUUGGUCGCGAAAAAGUUAUCCCGGCAGUAGAACGCGCUUUGUUAGAUGCUGUAGAAGCUUCGUACCGAACCUAUGGCCUCGAAGCCGGGACCAUUUUAAAUUCUUCUUUCCACGUCAAAUACGAGAAUACAGAAUGUGACGCUGACGUAGCACCGAACGUUGCGUCAGACAUUCAUGACGUCAGUCUCGUCGAAGAAAACUGUACCGAUGUUGGCCAGCAGUCACGUGACAUUGACGUCUUGGUUGGCAUGUCAUGUGAUUACACGUCAGGAAGAGUUGCAACGUUGGCGAAUCAUUGGAAUUGGCCGGUUGUGUAUCCUGGCACUAGAACCAGCACUUUAAACAACAAAGAUCAGAAGUGUUGCGAAACGUUAACAAGAACUGGAAUCACUGCGACUGACGCUGGCAAAUUUGUCGUUAAACUUUUCCAGCAUUUUGAUUGGAAUACUUCGGUCGUUGUGUAUAGCAAUUAUAACAGCCAUGGCGCCCAUCUUAACUACGACUUAAGCACUGACUGUGGAACAAUGUUGAAAGGCGUAACCGACGAGUUCAUUUACAAUGAUUGGACAAAAUACACAAAUUACAACAUUCUGUCAAGAACAACCGAUUCUGGUAUCGAGGAUGAUGUGACGUCGAUACUACAAGAAGUUAGUGACAGCGCAAGAGUUUCCAUUUGGUGUGUUGGGCGUCAAACCAUGAGACGGGUGAUGCAAGCCGCUCAAAAGAUGGGAAUGACAGACGGCGAAUUCAGCUUCAUAUAUCUUGACUUCUACAACACAAAUACUUCGUAUAAUUGGUCAAGCAACGAUGACCAUAUGGAAGCAAGCACUGCGAAUCCCAGUGUAAACGAGACAAUCAACGAUCAAGAGACAUUGGAAGCGCUUCGAGCGUUACAGGUCGUCACUUUACGCACCCCUACCAACACACAGUAUCAGCGCUUCUCUGACGACAUCAAGCGGACGUUGGAAUUGGUGGAUACGCCAGAGUAUGGUCAAUAUGUGAAUCCCUUCAUAGCACAUUACUAUGAUUCAGUUCUGCUUGUGAUCAAUGCAAUAUUACAAAGCAUCUGUUCCGGCCAAUACAACUUUGAUAAUGGCCGUGAAUUUUCGCGUCGUUUAUGGAAUAUGAAGAUUGAGAGUCUUGGUAGGAAUGUAACAUUUGCAGCAAACGGAGAUCGUAUAUUGGACUACUCGCUAAUGGAUAUGGAUCCUGCCACCGGAAUAUUCAAGGUGGCGUUAAACUAUUAUGCAAACACUGAAAGAUUUGAAGAAGUUUCUGCAGUAGAUUGGCCUGGAGAAGUUGUACCACUCAACGUUCCUUACUGCGGAUACCAAAACGAAAACUGUUUAGCGAUUAUAAAACCUGAUAACACCAUUUACUACAUAAUCGGCGCAUGCGCUGGAGCAAUUCUUAUUUCAUGUGCAGUGACCACAUUUCUUUUCCGAAAAAUGCGACGUGAGAAACGCCUACGGAUGAUGGUAUGGAAAAUCAAAUGGGAAGAAAUCGAGUGGUCGACAAGGAGGCGUAAUUCGUCGGGAGGUUCGCGGGAUUCAUCUCAAUCUAUCACGAGUAGCAACGGGCACCCUGCAGUUCAUUUCAAACAACUCUUCACGAAGACAGGGGUGUACAAGGGGAAUAUUGUUUCAGUAAAAGAACUGGGCGAAAGAAGAGUCAGCCUCGCGAGGUCUGAUCUAAUGGAAUUGGAAUCGCUAUACGCAAUGGAUCAUGAGCAUAUAUGUAAGUUCAUUGGAGCAAACGAGGAACCUCCACACGUUACCAUUCUAUCAGAGUAUUGUUCCAGAGGUUCUCUUCAAGAUCUAUUGGAAGAUGCGACUGAGUAUGAGAUGGACGACGUGUUUAAAUAUUCGUUGAUUUGUGACAUAGUAAAAGGGAUGACGUAUCUACAUCGAAGUUUCUUCCAAUGUCAUGGCAACCUGAAAUCUUCAAACUGUUUGAUUGACAGCAGAUUUGUUGUGAAACUUACUGAUUUCGGAUUAUCGAAAUUUCGUGACGGUUCGAGGACAGAUAGCAAGACAGGGUUCAAGUAUUAUGAAAACAAACUGUGGACUGCUCCAGAGCUUUUGAGGUUACAGACUUCACAUGGAACACAGAAGGGUGACGUUUACAGUUUCGCAAUCAUCGUACAAGAGAUCAUGUACAGAAAAGGUGUAUUUUACACUAAAGAAGAAGUAACAGCACAAAAUAUUCUGCAUUACGUGACGUCACCAAAAUCUGGGGAAGCCCCGUUUCGCCCAAUGUUAGAUGAUGAUGACGACACAAUAAUAAACCCAGCCCUAAAGAAGUUGGUGAGAAAAUGUUGGACGGAGUUCCAAAACGAACGACCGACUUUUCAGGAAAUCCACCGAGAAAUGAGAAAGUUUUAUAAGGAAAGGAACUUAGUUGACAGCUUGCUUGAACGCUUGGAACAAUAUUCUCAACACCUUGAGGACAAAGUUGAAGAAAGAACGGAACAAUUCAAAGCAGAAAAGGAGAGAGCAGAUUCCCUGUUGUAUCUAAUGCUCCCAAGGCCAGUGGCUGACAGACUCAAGAAAGGAUUCAAUGUUCUACCAACAAGUUUCCGAGAAGUGACAAUUUUCUUCAGUGACAUCGUUGGCUUCACUGCCAUCAGCCAUAAUAGUGAACCAAUGCAAGUCGUAACGAUGUUGAACGACUUAUACACCAUGUUUGAUACAAUAAUCGACAUAUUCGAUGUAUAUAAGGUUGAGACAAUAGGCGAUGCAUACAUGGUAGUAUCCGGGUUACCACAGGAAAAUGGAGACAACCAUGUCCGAGAAAUAGCAAGGAUGUCACUCAAUCUGAUCAAAUGUGUGACCAACGAUUUCAAAAUCCGACAUAUGCCAGAUAAGAAGCUUCAACUUCGUGUGGGGAUGCACACCGGCCCUGUGGUUGCUGGGGUGGUUGGCCUCAAGAUGCCAAGGUAUUGUUUGUUUGGUGACACUGUCAACACAGCAUCGAGGAUGGAAUCGAACGGAAAACCGCUUGCCAUACACGUUUCUCCCAAGUCGAAAGAGGUUUUGGAUCGGUUUGGAACAUUCCAGCUUGCAGAAAGGGACGAUGAAGUGUUUUUAAAGGGCUUGGGAACCUGGAAAACCUGGUGGUUAGUGGGGGAAGAUUGCGACGAUGAAGAAGUUGAAGCAGCGAACAUAUCUGCCCAGCAAAUGGCGUCUUAUAGAGUACAACAGAUGGGGAAGGUGUCAAACACUUCAUCGAGGAUUAGUGGAUCGUCUGGUUACAACACAUCUACGGAGUUUGAGGUGGAAGAUUACAUUGAUGAUGGUCGGAGAAGAUCUUCAAAUCUAAAUGGGCCUAAAAUAAGAAAUGUUUCAACUGUUUCUGCUGAUGGUAUUCUUCAGCAUAACAGAAGACAUAGAUAUUCCGAUUACUCGAUUCAAAACUUUAAACACAGAGACUCGGUCAAGGGUAGAAGAACCGGGUUAACUGUCGUGCCAGAAGUUGCUGUAACAGAACACGGCAAAUCUCCAAGAGAAAUCCGAAAAGAACGGAUGAGGCAACGAUUGAGAAGUCUUGAAAACAAUGCGGCGAAAGAUGAAACUAUUGAUGUCGAAUUUGUUUCACGAAAAGUUCAGUUUGAAGACAACAAGUUGAACGUUCCAAGACUUCCUAAAGACAGUGGUAUUGAGAUGUAUGAAAAUGUUGCAUUCGUACAUCUUCGGGACAAUACGACUGAAGAAUCCGACAGAUUGUAACUUAAUGGUACAAGUAGUUUUGUGUUGUUUUCCUGAAAAGUCGUUAUCGGUGCAAUUUGUACAUAGUUGUCAACCAAGGGUAAAUGUUUUGAAGGUUGCAGAAAGUUCUUUUUCACUCACUGUUGGUUUUAUCGUUAAUAAACUACAAGAGCUAUUAA